This is a messenger RNA of Gekko japonicus, 1391 nucleotides long. It is a transcript of the gene ISOC1, whose product is annotated as isochorismatase domain containing 1. Gene Ontology annotation, cellular component: cytoplasm. The transcript has 5 exons. NCBI's taxonomy places the organism in Eukaryota, Metazoa, Chordata, Lepidosauria, Squamata, Gekkonidae. The coding region runs from base 74 to 1105 and encodes 343 amino acids. The record is from RefSeq and is a predicted model, not a curated record.
AGGAAGCGAAAGGUAACAGCCCGUCCCCGCCAGGCUGAGUCUCCCCCACGCUGAGCAGGGGCGGGCCGGGCCCAUGGUGAGGAGGAGGAGCAGAAGCCGGGACUGGGGGCCAACGGCGCCUCCAGUCUGUCCUGGAGGAGGCGGCAGCGGCCGCGGCACCACGAGGAGGAGGAGCUGCGGCAGCAACAGCGGCGGCGCGGAGCUGGAGCAGCUGCCCCUGAACAUGGCGGCAGCGGAGCAGCACUUCACGGAAUCCGCCGCCCCCCUCCCGCCGUCUGGGUCGGUGCCGGUUCUCUUCUGCUUCUCUGUGUUCGCCAGGCCUUCGUCGGUGCCGCACAGCUCUGGCUAUGAGGUCCUGAUCCAGAAGUUCCUGAGCCUCUACGGCGACCAGCUCGACAUGCACCGCAAGUUCGUGGUGCAGCUUUUCUCUGAGGAGUGGAGCCAGUACAUAGACCUGCCGAAGGGCUUUCUGGUGAACGAGCGCUGCAAAGUCCGCCUCGUGCCGUUGCAGAUACAGCUAACUACCCUGGGAAACCUCACACCUUCAAGCACUGUGUUUUUCUGUUGUGAUAUGCAAGAGAGAUUCAGACCUGCUAUCAAGUAUUUUGGAGAUAUUAUCAGUGUAGGCCAACGACUGCUUCAAGGUGCACGGAUUUUAGGAAUCCCUGUUAUUGUAACAGAACAGUAUCCUAAAGGUCUUGGGAGCACAGUGCAGGAAAUCGAUUUAACUGGAGCAAAACUUGUCUUACCCAAAACAAAGUUUUCUAUGGUGUUGCCUGAAGUCGAGACUGCAUUAGCAGAAAUUCCUGGAGUUCGCAGUGUUGUUUUAUUUGGAGUAGAAACUCAUGUAUGCAUCCAACAGACAGCUUUGGAAUUGGUGGGCAGAGGUCUGGAAGUUCAUAUUGUGGCAGAUGCAACCUCCUCAAGAAGUAUGAUGGAUAGAAUGUUUGCCCUAGAGCGUUUUGCUCGCACCGGGAUUAUUGUGACUACUAGUGAAGCUAUAUUGUUGCAGCUGAUAGCUGACAAAGAUCAUCCCAAAUUUAAAGAAAUCCAGAACCUCAUUAAGGCAAGUGCUCCAGAGUCGGGACUUCUUUCCAAAGUAUAAAGUGGGUGACCUUGAAAGAACCUUGGCAGUAAAAGGAGACUUAAAGCUGUAAGUGUACAUACACACACAAACACACACACAUACCCCUCUUCUUCUCCUGGCUGAAGUAUAAAACCACAAAUUAAUGUAUUUAUGCUUGCCUUAGCAGAAUUUGUUUGGCUUUGCUGUCAAAAUUCAGUUAAUCCCUAUUCUUAAAUCUUUGGGUACUACAGAAUUGUUUUGUUUUAAGAACAAAAUUUAAAAAUAGGUGCUGUUUGUCUGUACUGUACUCACUGAUUGUAACGAC